GAGUUUCCAACUAAAAUCUCAUGUUUAGAUAAAACAAUGACCCUCACCGCACCGUCGUAAACUGAACAUAUCCCCCCGACGCUAAAAACCUUCAACCCAACAUGUCUGACAACGUCGGCCUCACCACGCCACGAGGCAGUGGCACCUCUGGCUACGUCCAGCGCAACCUCUCCCUCCUCCGACCGCGCGACCGUGUCGAACCGUACUCGAAAGAGCUACGACAUCAGCAGCGCAAACCAGAUCCGGAAAUCCUGGAGCAUGAGCGGAAACGACGGCUGGAAAACGAGGUGUAUAAACUGCGCGAUCGCUUGGAAGAAGAAGGUGUUAAUGACGAUGACAUCGACGACCAAUGCGACGCGCUCCGCAAGAAGCUGCAACAAGACUUCGAGCGGACAAAAUCGCGCCCCACGGACGCGAAGGGACUGAAGUCGCAUCAGGUGCACGACCUAGCGAAGGCGAAGAUCGAGGAGACGGAGAAGAUGCGACGCGCGUUGGGGAUCCGGGAGGAUUACGAGGAGGGGAGCCAUUGGGAGAAGUCGGAGCAGCGGAUGCGGGAUGCGGUGGAGGAGAAGGAGGGGGAUCGGGAUCGGGAUCAUUGA
Eremomyces bilateralis CBS 781.70 is the source of this 599-nucleotide messenger RNA. RefSeq lists its product as uncharacterized. The coding region runs from base 102 to 599 and encodes 165 amino acids. The transcript has 2 exons. The record is from RefSeq and is a predicted model, not a curated record. NCBI's taxonomy places the organism in Eukaryota, Fungi, Ascomycota, Dothideomycetes, Eremomycetales, Eremomycetaceae.